AUGGAGUUGCUUUCCCCCGAGCUCCCUCAGCGCUUAGCCCAGCUUCCGCCUUACAAACCCCAAAAAGGAUCGGGGCUCUUGGGGCGUAUUAUUUAUCCCCCUUCCGUCUAUUCCCCACACCGUAGUCGGCGGGAUCCGCUUGAUCCCCAGUUCUCCGCGUCGAGGAUGAGUCCGAACUUUUAUUUGGGCCUCAACGCCCCUUUUGGGGUUGGGGAUUGGGCGAAUGAAUCGGACUGGGAAAUUCGAAAGAAUGGAUUGCAAUAUUACAGUACGUUGGAUACUUAUGAGGUGAUGGAUUGCGAACCGGGUAGGGAAGCGGACCUGCUCGCUUCUCGCCCAGAUCUCAUUCCUUUCAAGGAGGAGGAGCUUCAGGCGAUAUUCCACAAUUAUAAAUGA
Molecule: messenger RNA, 396 nt
Organism: Phytomonas sp. Hart1
Lineage: Eukaryota; Euglenozoa; Kinetoplastea; Trypanosomatida; Trypanosomatidae
Source: the annotation of a GenBank genome assembly